Messenger RNA from Apodemus sylvaticus (European woodmouse), 1788 nucleotides. Its product is annotated as eukaryotic translation initiation factor 2 subunit 3, Y-linked. The record is from RefSeq and is a predicted model, not a curated record. Gene Ontology annotation, biological process: formation of translation preinitiation complex; positive regulation of translational fidelity. The transcript is spliced from 12 exons. Gene Ontology annotation, molecular function: GTPase activity; tRNA binding; translation initiation factor activity. Bases 45 to 1463 code for a protein of 472 amino acids. NCBI's taxonomy places the organism in Eukaryota, Metazoa, Chordata, Mammalia, Rodentia, Muridae. Gene Ontology annotation, cellular component: eukaryotic translation initiation factor 2 complex; cytosol.
GUGACGCGACCGCGGAGGCCGCAGCCACUUCUUUCGUGAGCAAGAUGGCGAGCGGCGAAGUCGGAGUCACUCUCGGGCAGCCGCAUCUUUCUCGUCAGGAUCUUGCCGCUUUGGAUGUUACCAAGUUGACUCCACUUUCACAUGAAAUUAUCAGCAGACAAGCCACAAUUAAUAUAGGCACAAUUGGUCAUGUUGCUCAUGGGAAAUCUACAGUUGUAAAAGCCAUUUCUGGUGUUCACACUGUCCGAUUCAAAAAUGAGCUAGAAAGGAAUAUUACCAUAAAACUUGGAUAUGCUAAUGCCAAGAUUUAUAAGCUUGAUGACUCAAGUUGUCCUCGACCAGAAUGUUACAGAUCUUGUGGAAGUAGUACACCUGAUGAGUUUCCUUCAGAUAUUCCAGGGACCAAAGGAAACUUCAGAUUAGUCAGACAUGUUUCCUUUGUUGAUUGUCCUGGUCAUGAUAUUUUGAUGGCAACUAUGCUGAAUGGGGCAGCAGUGAUGGAUGCAGCUCUUCUGUUGAUAGCUGGUAAUGAAUCUUGUCCUCAACCUCAGACUUCUGAACACCUGGCAGCCAUUGAAAUUAUGAAGCUAAAACAUAUUUUGAUUCUGCAAAAUAAAAUUGAUUUGGUGAAAGAAAGUCAGGCUAAAGAACAGUAUGAGCAGAUACUUGCAUUUGUACAGGGUACAGUAGCUGAAGGAGCUCCUAUUAUUCCAAUUUCUGCUCAGUUAAAAUACAAUAUUGAAGUUGUAUGUGAGUAUAUAGUAAAGAAAAUUCCAGUACCUCUAAGAGACUUUACUUCAGAACCCCGACUUAUUGUUAUUCGGUCUUUUGAUGUUAACAAACCUGGCUGUGAAGUUGAUGACCUUAAAGGGGGUGUAGCUGGUGGUAGUAUUUUAAAAGGCGUUUUAAAGGUGGGCCAAGAGAUAGAAGUGAGACCUGGUAUUGUUUCUAAAGAUGGAGAAGGGAAGCUUAUGUGUAAACCAAUCUUUUCCAAGAUUGUAUCACUUUUUGCAGAACACAAUGAUCUUCAGUAUGCUGCUCCAGGUGGUCUUAUUGGAGUUGGAACAAAAAUUGACCCAACAUUAUGCCGAGCAGAUAGAAUGGUUGGGCAGGUCCUUGGUGCUGUUGGAGCAUUACCUGAGAUAUUCACAGAAUUAGAAAUUUCCUACUUCCUACUAAGACGGCUCCUAGGUGUACGUACAGAAGGAGACAAAAAAGCAGCAAAAGUUCAAAAACUAUCCAAGAAUGAAGUACUCAUGGUAAACAUAGGAUCCUUGUCUACAGGAGGGAGAGUUAGUGCAGUCAAGGCAGAUUUGGGUAAAAUUGUUCUCACCAAUCCUGUGUGCACAGAAGUAGGAGAAAAAAUUGCUCUUAGCCGAAGAGUUGAGAAACACUGGCGUUUAAUUGGUUGGGGCCAGAUAAGAAGAGGUGUGACUAUCAAGCCAACAAUUGAUGAUGAAUGAGAUGGUACAUUUGGAUGGAACCAGGAUUUUUUUUCAUGACAGUCUUAGAGAUAUUUGCAAAUCUAAAAAGUAGGCAAUCUAAAGAAAGAAAUUAAUUUCACAGCUUAUUUCAUUAGUAAAAACUGUCAGGUUAUUUUCAUUUUCAGUAGAAAAAAAUUGAUGUCUAAAAAAAUGACAACUUCUUGAUACGUUUCAUCUGCAGUUCAACAAAUAGUAUUAUCAUUGUUAACAACUGUUGCUAUGUACCAUUGAACUUAGAGUAAAGAAAGUUUUUCUUGUGCUUGAAGGAUUGUUACAUUAAUAAAAACUUGAAGGCUGGAUUGAA